UCUCUCUCCUGCGGUCCAGCUCGUCUGUUUCGCCACACCAUCUAAUCGCAGUCCAAAACGCUCGCUUGAAAUAGACGCGAAACGGCUAAAACCCUAGCAUUGUCGUCGUCGCUCGAUCUGGACUCCUUAGUCGUUUCUCCUUCGAAGGAGAGUGCUGAGGGUCGGAUCUCAUUCCCGAGCUUUUCUUUUAGUUUUUACGCGGUUCGGCGGCAAAUUCUCACCAAAAAGAUAGAAAUGCGGAGAGAUUCAGGCCUUUGAAAAACGGAUUCAGAUGAACGAACGACGUCGAUAAUCUAAUAGAUUAACUGAUUUACGGUAUUGAAGCGAUCUGAUGGAAAAAUCGCUGUUUUUUCAGUUGUAAUGAUCUGUAAACGGAAGAAAUCCCGGUUUUUGUACGGUUCAUCGAGAAGGACUGAAGAAACGGGCAGAUAUGAAUGAAUGUACCGUUUUUUUUCUUUGGCCCACGGAUUUACGGCCAUGAAAAUGAUCUGAUGGUGAAAAUUCAAUGUUCUCGCAGCUCUAAUACUCUCUAACGGAAGGAUUCCUGCUUUUUCUCGGAUUCAUUCGGCGAAGACUGAAACGUAGUGUUACGAUUGAUUUUUCUGGAAGAGAUUGACCGUUUUGCUGCCAUUUCUCUGUGGAUUAACGGUCCCGAGGGCGAUUCAACGACGAAGAGAAUUUGCAUUUUCCCAAGUAUUUUUGCUCAAAAGAUGUGACUUUUGCGUGAAAAAAGGGGGCCUUUUUUAUCUGGAAAUAGGAGCUCUGCAUUUUCCUGAAUUCCGGCCGCGGUUUCAGUCGUCUCUGCUCGGAUUUUCAUUUUGGGAUGAUGUUGAAGGAGACAUCAUUGACUGCCCGAGAAGUGGAUCCUCUGUUAAAGGAUCUCACAGAGAAGAAGAAGAAUUUUCGGCACAGUGUUGUUUCGUUGGCAGCUGAGCUUAAGGAUGUUCGUGGUCGGCUAGCCUCGCAAGCGGAAUCUUUUGCCCGAGAGACACUAACCCGACAGGCGGCAGAGGCAAAGGCAAGGAGCAUGGAGGAUGUGAUAUGCCAGUUGCAGAGGAGAUUGGAAGAGAAGAAUGGCCAGUUGCAGGUGUCAAAAUCAGACACUGAACAGUACCUCAAGGAGUUAGAUAAUCUCAGAUCACAGCUUUCAGUUGCUCAAGCAACUGCAGAUGAGAGUACUGCAUCAGCCCAAUCAAUGCAGUUUCAAUGUUUGGCCAUGUUGAGGGAAUUAGAAGAGAAAAGCAGUUCACUUAAAGCGCACGAAAAUCGUGUUACUAUGCUAGGAGAGCAGUUGGAUCAUUUGCAGAAGGAUCUCGAAGCAAGGGAAGCUUCUCAGAAGCAACUGAAAGAUGAAGUUUUGAAAAUUGAAGAAGGGAUUAUGCUCGCAGUCACCAAAGCUGGAGUCUUCAAAGAUCAGGAACUGAUGAAGAUUUUAGAGGAGGACAUUCUGAAGGAUUUUGGGAGUAUUAAGAAACAUCUAAAUGCAAAGGAUGAAGAGAUAUCCAGAUUGAGAGAUGAGAUCGGGGUAAUGUCUGCUCAAUGGAAACUAAAAACCAAGGAACUGGAAUCGCAGUUGGAGAAACAUCGGAGAUCUGAUCAAGAAAUCAAGAAACGGGUACUGAAAUUGGAAUUUUGUCUUCAGGAAGCUCGGUCCCAAGUGAGGAAGCUUCAAAGGGCGGGAGAGAAAAGAGACAAAGCUCUGAAGGAACUGAGAGAUCAAUUGGCCAUGAAACAGCAGAUGGGAGACAGCAGCAUUAACAGGCAGAAAUUCUGGGAGAGCUCUGGUUUCAAGAUUGGAGUUUCCAUGUCCAUCUUGGUGUUGGUUCUACUUGCGAAGCAGUAAAAACCUUACGCCCUUCAGUUACCGCAUGUAUAGAACGGGAAACAGAGGCACCAGUGGAACUGCAUUAAUGAAAUGAAAAGAGAUUGAUAUUUGAGCCCCUUCUGCUAUGUAUAAAUGGGCCGGCCUAUUCACUAUUCAUGCUUCCAUGAGGCGAUUAACCGGGUUUUGCAUUUUCCGGUCUAUAAUUUUUGGCUGAUUAUCCCUGCUAUUGUUUUAUUUUCUGUUUUUAUUUUCUUUUUCUUUUUGCUACAUAACCUCUCUUAAAUGGUAAUGAUGUAACCACACCCUUUUUGAAGAAGGUGCUUAAAAUUUCAUGUUUGGAAUUA
Messenger RNA from Magnolia sinica, 2169 nucleotides. RefSeq names its product nuclear envelope-associated protein 2-like. The transcript is spliced from 7 exons. Lineage: Eukaryota; Viridiplantae; Streptophyta; Magnoliopsida; Magnoliales; Magnoliaceae. Bases 824 to 1843 code for a protein of 339 amino acids. The record is from RefSeq and is a predicted model, not a curated record.